Fusarium pseudograminearum CS3096 is the source of this 183-nucleotide messenger RNA. RefSeq lists its product as uncharacterized. The transcript is spliced from 2 exons. The coding region runs from base 1 to 183 and encodes 60 amino acids. NCBI's taxonomy places the organism in Eukaryota, Fungi, Ascomycota, Sordariomycetes, Hypocreales, Nectriaceae. The record is from RefSeq and is a predicted model, not a curated record.
AUGCUUUCUUUCGUAAACUACACUCCCCGAACUCAUCCCGAGCACAAGAACAAAGAGCAUUGUCGGGUACACUCUGAUCCAGCCAACAUCCCACACGAUGUCUCCCAGAAAACACCCGUCGCUGAACCCAAGUCUUCCGUCCCACGGUCUGCUGCUCCUCCUGCUCCCACGACUCAAGCUUAA